Messenger RNA from Photinus pyralis (common eastern firefly), 1257 nucleotides. Its product is annotated as sodium-coupled monocarboxylate transporter 1-like. Lineage: Eukaryota; Metazoa; Arthropoda; Insecta; Coleoptera; Lampyridae. Bases 1 to 1257 code for a protein of 418 amino acids. Gene Ontology annotation, molecular function: symporter activity. Gene Ontology annotation, biological process: sodium ion transport; transmembrane transport. The record is from RefSeq and is a predicted model, not a curated record. The transcript has 7 exons. Gene Ontology annotation, cellular component: membrane.
AUGACGUUAGGACUAAUCGAUCAUAUUAUUUUUCACGGCUCGAUCGCCGUUAGUUUGUGCAUCGGGGUGUAUUUCGGCUUUUGGAAUAAAUCGCAAACUGCCGAUGAGUACCUCUUGGGGAAUCGAGAGAUGAAGAUACUUCCGGUAGCGCUCUCGUUGGUGGCCAGUCUCUGUAGCGGAGUAACGCUGCUAGGACACAGUGCGGAUGUUUACCUGUACGCUACUGGCAUUAAUCCACAAGCCAUAUCCUCAAUCCUGUGCACAGUCUGCGUGCUCUACUCCACCAUUGGAGGAUUUAAAGGAGUAGUAUGGACGGACGUAUUUCAGUUUUUUGGAAUAAUUGCGAGUGUUACUCUUGUAGUCGUGUUGGGAAUAAUUUCAGAGGAUGGUACUAAAACAAUCAUGGAAAGAGCCAUACGUGGCCACCGCUUGGAUUUUAAGUAUGAUCUCAACAAGCUGCAGCUUUCUCAUUUCCACAGUUUCAGCAUUGAUCCCUCGAUACGUGACGGAUUUUGGCAAAUGAUAAUUGGCAGCACGACCACUCUUAUUUACAUGGUAAAUAUUCAACCGGGAAUUGUGCAAAGAUAUUUAUCAGUCGCUACGCUUACGAAUGUUAAAAAAGUAAUGGCUUUCCAAUUUUGCGGAGUAUCAACCAUAGCAAUAUUGUGCUCUUUCAUUGGGAUUAUCAUGUAUGCAAGGUAUAGUUCCUGCGAUCCAAUCACGACCGGUGAUGUGAGGCGAUCUGACCAACUCCUACCCCACUUCGUAAUGGAAAUUGGUCACAAUAUUCCAGGAUUGCAAGGCAUUUUUAUUUCCGGAAUAUUCAGUGCGGCUCUAAGCACACUCUCAUCGACUUUCAACACAUUAGCCGCGACCGUAUAUGGAGACCUUAUUUCAUCGUUGUUCUCCAAAGAGACCUUGCGAGACAAGGAGGGUUGGAUUUUGAAACUAAUAGUUGUGAUAUCGGGCAGUGUUUGUACAGCGCUGACUUUCUUCGUUGAACACAUGGGGGGUGUGUUGCCCUUUGUAAAUGCAAUCUUAGGUUCAGUAAAUGGAAUACUCGUCGGCGUAUUCUCCCUUGGAAUUCUUUUUCCAUCGGCUAAUUCAACGGGCGCAAUGUUUGGCGCUGUUUCCAGUUUCUUCGCAAUUGGAAUAGUUGCAGUAAUAAACCAUUGGUAUGUGUUGCAAGGGGCGAACGAGAUCUUCGCCAAACCCAUCUCCGUGGAAGGUCGCAGUUUGGGCACGAACCACCUGUAA